AUGCCCGUAACUAAUCGAGGUGUAACACAACUUACACCUGACACCACCACCUCAACGCCAACUCACAGUAACUACUUGAACAAGUCGUCUUCCUCCUUUCAGACUCUUCAAGCUGGCCUCGCAAUCUUUGCUGUUGCUGUCAUCGCACGCUUUUGCGUUUUGCAACUCUACCUAUGGUUGCGACAGAUGCGCGGCUCGGAUCAGCAAACCCUCCCCAUCUCAUCGUUGUCGCAUACUCGACGGCUUCAGUCGCAACCCUUUUGGGCUAUGAAUGAGAAGACUAUGACGCCGCCUGCUAACCAGGAGGAUAUGGCCCCUGAGGAUAUGUUGCAUACCCAGCAAAGAGACAAGAAACUGGUCAUCGACCCCAACUGGCAGAGUCCAGACAAUCUCAUGUCCAGACAUGUCAUGUCACGGCCACCUCCUGCACCACCUCUGACGCCGCCUGAGCUGAGCACUGCCGUCUUCACUUUUGAUGACCGCCCACGACCAGGCGAGGAUAGUUUUAUUCGUCAGCCUAACCCUGAUUACAUGUCGUCGACAGCCAACGCUGUCCUGCCUGACAACUCACCCUCAACAUCGGUCACCCGUCGGCGCUCUUACAACAAGACUCUUCCUAUCGGAGUUCCCGUGUCUCAGUCGUCCCAAGGGAUGUCGGAUGCUGCCGAUCUGACCUUUUCGCCCAGUUCCUACCCACCUGCAAGCCCGUUACUUCCACCGGCCCCACCCAACGCAGGAACCAUGGAGAUCGGCGUCCAGGGCGAGAUCAUUGGUGUUCUCGACUCCGAAGGCGCCGGGUGGACAAGACAUACGCGUGUCUAUGGCGGCGGAGUCUGCCUUGCAUGUGCGGCCUCCGGUGGCAACCACGGGGGCGGUUUCUACGGAGCAACAGUCCGGCCUGAGGAGAUGCGAUGA
Molecule: messenger RNA, 915 nt
Organism: Fusarium musae
Lineage: Eukaryota; Fungi; Ascomycota; Sordariomycetes; Hypocreales; Nectriaceae
Exons: 1
Coding region: 1-915 (304 amino acids)
Source: RefSeq, a predicted model, not a curated record